Molecule: messenger RNA, 3297 nt
Organism: Lytechinus pictus (painted urchin)
Lineage: Eukaryota; Metazoa; Echinodermata; Echinoidea; Temnopleuroida; Toxopneustidae
Product: serine/threonine-protein kinase D3-like
Exons: 20
Coding region: 208-3066 (952 amino acids)
Biological process (GO): protein phosphorylation
Molecular function (GO): ATP binding; protein kinase activity
Source: RefSeq, a predicted model, not a curated record
ACGUCACGUGACCUGCGCCAUGUUUAUUUUCAGCGAAAUGACGGAACUUCAGCUCAAGCGCUAGGAUGUUUGCUUGUCUGCUGUGCUUGUUUCUGCAUUUUACCGCACCCAGAUCGUGGAAAUGGAGUGCCAGUAGGCAGGAUAUUUGUUGGAAUAAACUAAGUUUACCUUAGAACAUCUGCAUAAUACUGUAAAAACCAGAGAAACAUGGGGGAAGAGCUACCGCCGCUGCCGCCGACGACCCGACCGGGGCUGGUUCAUGGAGUGUCGUUUGCCGUGCAGAUAGGAUUUGUGCGAGAAAAUUUUCAGAUUCCCCCAGAGGGAGGUGACCCUUCCAUCCCACUCAUAAAAGAAAUUGUUACCUCAAUGGUUAGACAAAGAUUUCCAGAGCAUGAUUUUUAUGGAGUAUAUGACAAGCUUCUGCUCUUCAAGCACAAUCCAGGUGCGAGCUACUCUCUCACACCCGUAACCUCAGUUAACGAUGUGACGGAGGGUGCCCUCAUUGAGGCCGUAUUAUCAGAUCAAUGGGAUGGUAGCCGAAUGAAUGACCUCGUCAGCCAAAAUUCCUCUGCCUCAGCAACUGUUGAAGACAGACAGAUCCGGCCUCACACUUUAUAUGUCCACUCCUACAAGAGUCCAACGUUUUGUGACUUCUGUGGUCAGAUGCUAUUUGGAUUAGUCAGACAAGGACUGAAAUGUGAUGGGUGUGGGGGAAACUACCACAAACGGUGCGCUUUCAAAAUUCCUAAUGAUUGCACGUUAUCCAAGCGACGGCGCUCUUCCUUAGCGAUCUCCUCCUCCAGUAUUCCUUGGUCUCCAUCAGAGACCAGUUUGUCUAGUGAAGAUUCUCAGCAGCAGCAGCAGCUUGCAGUAUUUGUAACCCACUCCCAGCAGACUCCCCUUGUGAAGAGCGACAGCUACAAGGAACGGCGGUCACCGUCAUGGGGCAACCGGCCACUCUGGGUUGAGCGGGCAGUAGCCAGUCGCAUCAAGGUGCCCCAUACUUUUGUUGUGCACAAUUACACCAAGCCAACCAUCUGCCAGUACUGCAAAAGGCUUCUGGUUGGGCUAUUCCGUCAGGGACUUCAAUGCAAAGAUUGUAAAUUCAACUGCCACAAAAGAUGUGCUGACAAGGUCCCGAAAGACUGUUUAGGGGAAACACCGCUACAAGAAGGAGACAAUGAUGAUCAGGAGAGGCUGAUUGAGAGCGAUGAGAACGAGGCUGAGGAGAAUGAAAAUGGAUCAAACAGGGACAGUAUUGGAGAUGAGACACUGCCAGACUCCCCAGUCAAUGAAAAUCCACUCAGCCCUGUUCAAAGCAACAACAUUCCACUCAUGCGUAUUGUGCAGUCUGUGAAACACACUAAACGAAGAGGAUCUCAAGUCCUGAAGGAGGGAUGGAUGGUCCAUUACACAGACAAGGAUAGCAUGCGCAAGAGACAUUACUGGAGAAUAGACACAAAAGCUAUUACUCUGUACCAGAGCGAGAGUAGCACCAGAUAUUACAAGGAAAUUCCACUGUCAGAAAUCCUGUCUGUUAGGAUGGUGAAGCCUUCCCAGGAUGGGAGCGGUAGCGGUAGCAGCAGUAGCGGUAUGGGCAUCUCGAGCCUCGUAGGGGGCGACGGAUUCACAUCCCACUGCUUUGAGAUACAGACUGCCAAGACAACUUACUAUGUAGGUGAGAGGACCUCGCUAGGGGACAGCAGCUCAGAGAAGGGGUCGGGAGGCAGUACAACCUCCAGCUCUAAACUGCCAGUACCGUCGAGCUCUUCGGUGGACGAGGAGCCUGAACAGAGCUGGGUUGGGGUGGAGGUUGCCAGAGAAUGGGAGCAGAAGAUCCGACAGGCACUCAUGCCUGUUACCCCUCAGCAAAGUGCCACUAGCAUCACUAGCACUUCUAGUCCAAGAAAUGAUUCUGUAAUACAAAUUCCCAGAGGUUAUAACCCCCAUCGUCAUCAAGAACGCAAAGAAGGUCCAGUUAAUGCUACAGAGAACGGGGAUGAUUUCCCGGCCAAGGCCACAGAGCCAUCUUUUCUCAACAAGAGAGAAAAUAAUGACAUCAGUCAACACUACCAGAUCUUCCCAGAUGAAAUCUUGGGGUCAGGACAAUUUGGAAUUGUUUAUGGGGGUGUACAUAGAACCUCAGGGAGGCAAGUGGCAAUCAAGGUUAUUGACAAGUUUCGCUUUCCAACCAAACAAGAAACACAACUCAAGAAUGAAGUGGCCAUCUUACAUAAAGUACGUCAUCCUGGUGUAGUGAACCUAGAGCAGAUGUUUGAGACUCCAGAGCGUGUGUUUGUUGUGAUGGAGAAGCUCAAGGGUGACAUGUUAGAGAUGAUCCUCUCCAGUGUCCACGGCAGAUUAUUUGAGAGGGUCACAAGGUUCCUCAUAUCCCAGAUCUUGAUUGCUCUGAAGUAUCUUCAUUCUAAGAGUAUUGUACAUUGUGACCUCAAGCCAGAAAAUGUUCUACUCUCAUCAGAUGGCGAUUUCCCUCAGGUGAAACUGUGUGACUUUGGUUUUGCUCGUAUCAUCGGUGAGAAAUCAUUCCGUCGCUCGGUGGUUGGCACCCCAGCCUACCUGGCCCCAGAGGUUCUUAGGAGUAAGGGCUACAAUCGCUCACUAGAUAUGUGGUCUGUUGGUGUCAUUGUCUACGUCAGCUUGAGUGGUACCUUUCCGUUCAACGAAGAUGAAGAGAUCACGGAUCAGAUCCACAAUGCAGCGUUCAUGUUCCCACCCAACCCAUGGAACGAUAUAUCAGAGGGAGCCAUUGAUCUCAUACGGAAUCUCCUACAAGUCAAGAUAAGGAAACGCUACACAGCUGACAAAUCUUUAGCGCAUCCUUGGUUACAGGACUAUCAAGUAUGGCUUGAUCUACGAGACCUGGAAACGAUGGUCGGCCAGCGGUACCUGACCCACGAAAGCGACGACGAGCGAUGGGAUGCCUACCAACAGGCUCAGAUGGGUGCAGGCAAUGACCCUGCAUCAGGCGGCAAUUCCUCGGACAGUAACUCGACCCACCUACAACUGAGUCCCGUUAGGCACAUGGACCGUGUUAGCACGCUGUGAUCAUCUGAGGAACCAAAGCCAAGCUUAGUGUUGGGAGAGGACCAGUGUGCCACACCGUGUUCCCUAACCAAUUUCACUUUCAGUCAUUAAACAGGAAUACAAGACUAGUCCCUUUUAUGUGUGGAACGAAAGCCCUUUACAGUGAGUCCAUCAUACACUUUCAAGUAGAGCAGUGAUGCUCUGUCCAAAUCAUGUACCCUAACGCUUACACAUCAGGACGGAUGUAGACCC